GCUGCUACGUCAUUAGCUCAGGAGCUCGCUCGAGCUGUCAGUGAGUCUCUGAGGAGACACUAAAUCAAGGUUUCAGAUUCCAGAGGGUGCUAUGGCGACCUUCCAGGAGUUCAUCCAGCAGAACGAGGACCGCGAUGGCGUCCGUUUCAGUUGGAACGUUUGGCCGUCCAGUCGUCUGGAAGCCACGCGUAUGGUGGUUCCUGUGGCCUCCCUGUUCACCCCGCUGAAGGAGCGGCCUGAUCUCCCCCCGAUUCAGUACGAGCCGGUGCUGUGCAGCCGGGCCACGUGUCGAGCUGUGCUCAAUCCUCUGUGUCAAGUGGAUUACAGAGCAAAACUCUGGGCUUGCAACUUCUGUUAUCAGAGAAAUCAGUUCCCACCAACUUACGCUGGAAUAUCUGCGGUCAACCAGCCUGCUGAGCUUCUUCCACAGUUCUCCACUAUUGAAUAUGUUGUCCAGCGUGGUCCACAGAUGCCCCUGAACUUCCUGUAUGUGGUGGACACAUGCAUGGAAGAUGAUGAUCUGCAGGCGCUGAAGGAGUCGCUUCAGAUGUCCCUAAGCCUGCUGCCUCCCACUGCUCUGGUGGGCCUCAUUACGUUUGGACGCAUGGUCCAGGUUCACGAGCUGGGCUGUGAAGGCAUCUCUAAGAGCUAUGUCUUCAGGGGCACCAAAGACCUCAGUGCUAAACAGCUUCAGGAGAUGCUUGGGUUAACUAAACCCGCUGCAGCACAAGCAGGCCGAGGGCCACAACAGCCUCCGGUUCCUCCUUCAAACAGGUUUCUGCAGCCAGUACAGAAGAUAGAUAUGAAUCUGACAGAUUUGCUGGGAGAGCUGCAGAGAGACCCCUGGCCUGUGACUCAAGGAAAACGACCACUGAGAUCACUCGGAGUGGCUGUUUCCAUUGCCGUUGGUCUGUUAGAGUGCACUUUCCCUAACACUGGCGCUCGCAUCAUGGCAUUCAUCGGUGGGCCCGCCACUCAGGGUCCGGGUAUGGUGGUAGGAGAUGAACUGAAAACACCUAUUAGAUCCUGGCACGACAUCGAGAAAGACAAUGCCAAGUUCAUGAAGAAAGCCACUAAACACUAUGAAGCCUUGGCCAACCGUGCUGCUGCCAAUGGACACAUCAUUGAUAUUUAUGCAUGCGCUCUGGAUCAGACAGGAUUACUGGAAAUGAAGUGCUGCACUAACUAUACAGGGGGUUACAUGGUCAUGGCGGACUCUUUCAACACAUCCCUAUUCAAGCAAACCUUCCAGAGAGUUUUCACUAAGGACGCGCAGGGCUCCUUUAAGAUGGCAUUAGCAGGGACUCUUGAGAUUAAGACUUCAAGAGAGAUAAAGAUUUCUGGAGCAAUCGGCCCGUGUGUCUCCCUGAACGCCAAAGGUCCCUGUGUGUCAGAAAAUGAAAUAGGAACUGGCGGAACAAGUCAGUGGAAAAUUUGUGGACUGGAUCCAAACACCACUCUUGCAUUCUUCUUCGAGGUUGUGAGUCAGCACAACGCUCCUAUCCCACAGGGUGGACGUGGAGCCAUACAGUACGUAACACAGUACCAGCAUUCUAGCGGGCAGAGGCGCAUCAGAGUGACCACAGUUGCAAGGAACUGGGCUGAUGCGCAGACUCAGAUCCAGAGCAUCGCUGCAUCUUUUGACCAGGAGGCCGCUGCCAUCCUCAUGGCCCGCCUGGCCAUCUAUAGGGCCGAGACGGAAGAGGGCCCGGAUGUUCUGCGCUGGCUGGACCGACAGCUCAUCCGCUUGUGCCAGAAAUUUGGAGAUUAUCAUAAAGAUGAUCCCAAUUCAUUCCGUUUCUCUGAGACGUUCUCAUUGUAUCCUCAGUUUAUGUUCCAUCUGAGGAGGUCUUCAUUCCUGCAAGUGUUCAACAACAGUCCUGAUGAAAGCACCUAUUACAGACACCAGUUCAUGAGACAGGACCUGACCCAGUCUCUGAUAAUGGUACAGCCCAUCCUGUAUGCAUACUCGUUCAGCGGGCCGCCAGAGCCUGUGUUGCUGGACAGCAGCAGUAUCUUGCCUGACCGCAUCCUCCUCAUGGACACCUUCUUCCAGAUUGUGAUUUACCACGGAGAGACGGUGUCUCAGUGGCGUAAAGCCGGGUACCAGGACAUGCCUGAGUAUGAGAACUUCCGCCACCUGCUUCAGGCUCCUGUGGAUGACGCCCAAGAGCUUCUGCACACUCGAUUCCCCAUGCCACGCUACAUCGACACAGAGCACGGUGGCAGUCAGGCUCGUUUCCUCCUCUCCAAAGUGAAUCCUUCUCAAACUCACAACAACAUGUAUGCAUGGGGUCAGGAGUCUGGCGCACCCAUUCUGACAGACGAUGUGAGUCUUCAGGUGUUUAUGGAUCAUCUGAAAAAGCUGGCAGUGUCCAGCGCUGCCUAAGAGCCUCUGCUCGUCAAUCUUUUUCUCAGUAACACACAGCCAGCAGGGUCACAUUGGCACUGCCCUCAGUUUUCCCCAUUUAUAUCAUGCAUAUAUUGAGCCUAGAUCUUUGAAAAGAGAGAUUGAGUCAAGCGUGAAGGGAAGUGUCAUUCUUGAAUGAUUAAUUAUGACAAAAACUGGUAAACGCUACAUGUUGAGUAUACAUCAAGACAAGACAUUUGUAACUGUUUUAAUCAGAAUGAAUCUAAUUUAGCUAUGUGAGUUAAAGAAAUAGUUUACACGAAAAUGACAAUUCAGUUAUUAUGUACUCGCCCUCAUGCUAUUUCAAACCCAUAUGCUGAUUUUGUUUUUGGUACCUGAACACAAACGGAAUUUUUUGAAGAAUUAUCUAGACCAAAAUAGUCCAUAUGCUUUAUUUCCAAGUCUUCUGAAGCCAUAUAAGCUUUCAGUCAUUUCAGUUUUUUAGUCAUUAUUCACUGCCUAGCCCACAUUUGUCUCCAGGAUUAAAAAAAUAGCUAUAUGCUAUACAAAUGGCUUUUAUGUACCAUUUUUGAUUUAGUACUUUUGCUCUCCUAUAAUCAAAUAAGACUAUUAAAGGUCAUUAAUAUCCAUUAUUCAAAAGUAAAGGUCAUUAAUAUUCACUGACCUAUGUAAUCUUAGUUAAAUUAAGCAAUAAGCCAAUGCUGUUUGUUGUUGAUAGCUUCUGCGCACCAUUUUUGAAUGCUCUAGACAUGAAAUCUUAAAUGUCCUUGUACAAAGCUAUUGUAUGGCUUCAGAAAACCUGGAAUGUAGUGCAAAAGUCAUAUCGAUUUACUUUUAUUGUGCUUUUUUCCUAUGGCAAAAUCCACAACAAUUCUUCAAAAGCUAUUUGCCAGAAUAUGGGUUUGGAACAACAUGAGGGCAAGUAAAUAAUGACUGAACAUUCGUUCUUUGGCUGAACUAUUGCUUUGAAUCUGAUGUUUACGUGUACGAAGCUCUGUGACGAGACUUAUGUUGAACGGAGGGAGGAAACUCUCUGGUUUUAGCACACCUGCAGCAGAUACUUUUGUUUGCCUAGUCGAGGAAGGUGAAAGCAGUGCCAAUGCAGCCAAUUAAGCAUGAGAGCUCGAACGCCGCCUCUAGCCAACAGCGCAGAACAAUGGCUUAUUUUUAGACCCUGUGCGCGUCUCUCCGUUGAUGGUUUGUGUUUCGGUGCAGGGUUGAAUGCCCCGUUCCAAACACAGACUUGCGGAAUUUGUAAGCUGCCUUUCUGUCUGUAGCUCUGAUAUUUAUGAGCCAUUUCUAGCAGUAUUGUAUGGUUUGUUUCUAAUAAAACCGGCUUCGUGAUCCCAGCUGGCCUGCAGUGUUCAGAUUUUGGAAACUGAAAACCUUCUUUCUGUCACUCUUGCCUUUCAAGUCAGCAUCCUGUGAGUCUCAAAGGACACGGAAACUGACUGUGUGUUGUUAAAAGAAGAGUUGAAAACACUGUCAUCAUUUUCUCACCCUCAUGUCAUUCCAAACUGCAUGACUUGCUUGCUUCUGUGAGACACAGAGGUUUUGUAUCAUCUCUGAGCUGUUCUUUUCCAUACAGGCUUCGAUCGACACGAGUGUCGAAAUAUUCCUUUAACAGAGCGCAACUAUUGCAUGUUCCACAAGUGAGAGUUUGGGCUUUUGUGUAAAAUAAUUCAUUGCAUUACAGAGUCAUGAAAUACGAUAGCACGGUCCAACACAAAGAUUCAGGGAUUUCCUUCAAGACUAAUUACUUAGUUUACACCAUUUCUGUGGUUGUUUUCACUGAUGGCCACACGGGAGCAGCAAUUAACUAAGAGAGCACCGGUUCAACUGUGAUUAUUGGACAAGUCAAACGUUCCUUGAAAUUCUGUAUGUAAAUGAUUAAACUCUCACAGCAGUCGAUCUAGAUAUUUCCCAUCCAAGUUUAAUGGAAAGACAAUUACAGAUUCAUGCCUUAAGUGUUCAUUAUUUCAGAACAUACCAUGUUAUUCCCAGUUAAAGUUCUCAUCCGUCUCCCUAUCCAUACUUGUAUGGAUCAUCCUGUCAAAUAGGCAUGCCAGGGUUUUCAUGCUUAUUAAACACUUCAUUAGGCCGGUAUGAAAAGGAUAUUACUUACACCCCCUGAGCACAAUGUAAUGUAUGAUCUAUAUUCUGAUUCUAUAAUGCAUGCUGAAACGCUUUUCAUACUGAUUUCAGCUCAAUGGCUGUGAAAGCCUGUAACUAUACCUGUAAAUUCCAUUGAUUUUAUCCUUACGCAUUUGUUUUCUUCAUAUAUCCCAUCUAUUACUUUCUUAAAUUUGCCUCCCAGUCUCACUAUUUCAAAAUGUAAUAAAAAAUACCA
This is a messenger RNA of Sinocyclocheilus anshuiensis, 4721 nucleotides long. Its product is annotated as protein transport protein Sec23A-like. Gene Ontology annotation, cellular component: COPII vesicle coat; endoplasmic reticulum exit site. The record is from RefSeq and is a predicted model, not a curated record. NCBI's taxonomy places the organism in Eukaryota, Metazoa, Chordata, Actinopteri, Cypriniformes, Cyprinidae. Gene Ontology annotation, biological process: COPII-coated vesicle budding; endoplasmic reticulum to Golgi vesicle-mediated transport; intracellular protein transport. Bases 92 to 2389 code for a protein of 765 amino acids. The transcript has 20 exons. Gene Ontology annotation, molecular function: zinc ion binding; GTPase activator activity.